Psilocybe cubensis is the source of this 840-nucleotide messenger RNA. RefSeq lists its product as uncharacterized. The transcript has 3 exons. The record is from RefSeq and is a predicted model, not a curated record. Bases 1 to 840 code for a protein of 279 amino acids. NCBI's taxonomy places the organism in Eukaryota, Fungi, Basidiomycota, Agaricomycetes, Agaricales, Agrocybaceae.
AUGUCCUCCGCAGCCCUCCACCAUCCGUCUCCAGCUCAACAUGAACAAGAUAUUGCACAUACCCAAUCCUGGUUUGACGACGACUUCACAGAGUCCCACAUGAAUGCAUCACAUAGGAAAGGCAAAGGCAAGAGACGCAGCGGCGGACAUGAUACAGAUCCUACCAGUCCGGCCUCUUCCUCGGACAACUUGGACAAAAUAGCAUAUCCUCCCGUCAACGAGGAUGCAGAAGAGACUAGGAGAGUAGAAGAGAACCUAAGAAGGUGGGAGAUCGCAGAGAGGCAGCGUAGGAAGGCCGCAAGAGGCUCCACUCAGUCCGCCAAAGCUUCAUCCCUGAUAGAAGAUGUAUCGAAACGCGCUAGCCUGCUGUGGCCAGGCAAGAAAACCAAACAUUCUUCAAUAGGUGGCUCACAUACGGCCCUCGAGUCGCAGGACCACAUCGACGUAGUCCCGUUAAAUCAAGUCGUUACAGCAAGCCCAGUACUAUCUCCAACCCACUCAAACUCGGAUGUCCCCACUCUUCAAGAUCCCUUUGCUAAUCCUCCAGAGCUCAUUUCUCCAUUUGCCGACUCGUUUCAGGUAGCUACGCUAGUCCCGCCAUCUGCAACGGAAGACGGCAGGCAUUUGUCCGCGCCUUUGAACGACGUGACCGACACAGAUGGGUCUAACGGCACAGCUCAUGCUUCAAAACCCCAACGACCCCCUGCCCCUAUGCCUUUGAAUUUGCCACCUCCACGGACACCACCCAUGGGGUCUCCACUCAUGUCGCCUAUUAAUGAUGCUGACGCGCAGCGUAGAGAAGAGCCGCAACGCGCUGGCCGAACAAAUCCUCAGGAAUAG